Rhizophagus irregularis DAOM 181602=DAOM 197198 is the source of this 1295-nucleotide messenger RNA. NCBI's taxonomy places the organism in Eukaryota, Fungi, Glomeromycota, Glomeromycetes, Glomerales, Glomeraceae. The record is from RefSeq and is a predicted model, not a curated record.
CUCUACCUCACUUUUCUCGUACAGAACAAAAAAAAAUAUAUUUUUUUUAUUAAAAAAAAAAUAAAUUCAUAAAACCUUUUUUUAAAUAAAAUCUCUAUAAUUCUCUACAGUAAAUAAAUUUUUUUUUUUAAAAAAAAAAGAAAUGUCUGGUGUAGUCUUACCUACCCCUCAACAAGUUUUCAGUUAUCAACCUCUUGUUCAAAAACAACUUGUCAUCAAAAAACCAAUCGUAAAAAUUAUUCCUUAUAUUCCUCCUGAAGUUAUUCGUAUUAUCCUUUUUUAUUUAAGAAAUGACAAGAAAACCCUCGCUGCUUGCGCUUUAGUCAAUCAAACUUUUAAUCUACAUGUCACUCCCAUAUUAUACCAUACCGUCUCUUUCUCUUUCCCUUAUACUUUUACUUUAUUCGCUAAAGCUACUAUUAGUGAAUCUCAACGUUCUCGAAUGAUUCAACAUUUAGAUCUCUCAGGUUUCUCUACAAUGGGAUUACAAAAAAGCGAUUCUGCAAUUCAAAAGGUGGUCACUCCUCAAAUUCUCAUAAACAUCUUAAGAUCUUGCACAAUGUUGGAAGCUUUCUCCGUAUCUGAAACUUUGGAAUCCUCGGUCACUUUUGAUGUUUUAAAAGUUCUCGUAUUUGAAUGUAAGAAUAUUAAAGCUUUGGAUUUUUGUGGAUUAUCAUCCAAACAAUUCUGUUCAGCUCUUGCAUCCUUAGCAGAGGCUAUGGGACAGGUUAAACUUGUUCGACGUUUUAAUGAUGAAGAGAAUGAUGAUGAUGAUGAAACAAGAAUUUCAUUUCAAAAAAUUAAAACUCCAGUAUUACCACACCUUCAACGUCUUUCUCUUCAUAAAUGUCCAAUCAUUCCCGAGUAUUCAACCAUCCUCACUUUACUUGCACAUUCACCAAAUCUUACUCACCUUGAUCUAGGUGGUUGUUCUAUCAGUGAUUCAACUCUUGAUUUUCUUGCAACUGAAACUUAAUGAAUUCUUAAAAGCGAUGCCAAGUAUUCAAUAUAUUGAUCUUACAGGGGUGUCAUGUCUAACAGUAUUGGAGACAAAUAAUCUUUUCAAUGAUCUACAAAAUGAUCAUUCACUUCAAGUUAUUGAAAUGAGUGAAUCUUUACUAAAGAAACUUGGACCCAUCAACGGAUGGAAGAUCAAUGAAACUUAUAAUAGAAGAUGGUAUUACUUUAAGGAAACACUUGAAACAAAACCAGAUAGAUUUCACCCAAGAAAGUUAGACGUGGCUGAAUCCGGGCCAGAAAGAAUGAGCAAGAUCUUUUAGAAUUUUUUUUUCUAA